UUGUAAAGCCUGGUACUUAUUCUAUCGGUCUCUUUUGUGGAACUGCUAAGUUACGGGGACGUAAACGCAUCAAUAGCGGUCGUCGUGCGGUAGUGUGUGACACAUACACGCACACACACAUACACACACACACACACACACACGCACACACAUAUAUACAUAUAUACCUCUUUCAUUUGUUUCAACCAUACGGCUGCGGUCAUACUGGAGCACCACCGUGAUUAAUUACUUUAGUCUAAGCAAUGAUAAUUAAUCAAACCAGCAGCAACAACAACAGCAGCAUCAACAGCAGCAGCAGCAACAACAGCAGCAGCAGUGGUAAAGGCAACAACAUUAACAGCAACAAGAUCAGUAGGAAAACACCCAGCUUAUUACGGUUACUAACGAUCAAUGUCAAAUACAACAGCAGCAAUAGCCGCAGCUUGAAGGACAUCAGCAGCAACAACAACAACGGAAGCAGUAAUAGGAACAACAACAAAAACAAGAACAAUAAACGAAACACUGUGGAUAAUGCAACGUGGACGUUAUUACUAUUAACUAUUAACGCCGAAAUUAUCAACUUCAAAAAUUAUCAACUUCAAAAUUAUCAACUUCAAAAUUAUCAACUUCAAAAUUAUCAAUUUAAAAAUCAACAUUAUAAGUAUUAUCAGCUUCAUCACUAACAAUAUCAACAGUAAAGCCAGCAUUAUUUGCAACGAGCAUUAUCGAUAUCAUAAGCACCAACAUUAUCGGCAACCAGUAGCCUGAAACAUUAUCAGCGUUAAAAUAGCAAUAUCAACAUUAUCAGCGUUAAAAUAGCAAU
Messenger RNA from Octopus sinensis (East Asian common octopus), 802 nucleotides. RefSeq names its product probable serine/threonine-protein kinase cdc7. The transcript is spliced from 2 exons. The record is from RefSeq and is a predicted model, not a curated record. The coding region runs from base 243 to 662 and encodes 139 amino acids. Lineage: Eukaryota; Metazoa; Mollusca; Cephalopoda; Octopoda; Octopodidae.